GCCCUAAAGGAUUUUGCUCAAAUUGGGCCAAUGUUAGGCUGAGUUACGAGAGACUCAAGUUCCACUACUCCAUUAUUCAUCGAUAUAAAGGUUGGUUUUACUGUGCCGCCUCCUCUCCUACAUCAUUUUGGCGGGAAAGAGAGAGAUACUGAGAGAGAACCCACAGGGUGACUGCGCGACGGAAAGAGAGAGAUAAAGAUGGGAGGCGAGGAAGAUGAGCAGAUGGUGACCGAAGAAUUUACAGUAUGGAAAAAGAACACACCAUUCUUGUACGAUCUAGUUAUUUCUCAUGCCCUAGAAUGGCCUUCUCUUACUGUUCAAUGGCUCCCUACUCCCCCUUCACCCCCACAACAAGAUGAUAAUAUCUCAUUUGCUGUACACAAGCUCAUCCUCGGUACUCAUACAUCCGAUGGGGUUCCUAACUAUCUCAUGAUCGCAGAAGCUCUUCUUCCCAUCUCCAGCGACUCCUACGACACCAAUACUUCUUCAGAUAACAUCAGUAUUCCUAGGGUUCAGGUAACACAACAGAUUCUUGUUGAUGGAGAAGUCAAUCGAGCUCGUUGUAUGCCACAAAAUGCUGAUUUAAUUGCUUCCAAGACAAGCGGAGCGGAGGUUUAUGUAUUUAAUUCCAGCAAGAAACAAGAUGAGAAGCCCUCCUCCUGUGAACCAGAUUUUCGAUUGAGGGGUCAUGUCAAAGAAGGAUAUGGACUUUCUUGGAGUCCUUUUAAGGAAGGUUACCUUCUUAGUGGGUCUAAUGAUUCAAAAAUAUGUUUAUGGGAUAUAAGUGCGACGGCUUCCGCUGAUAAAGUACUUGAUGCUAUGAAUAUUUACCAGGUUCAUGACGACAUUGUUGAAGAUGUAGCAUGGCAUCUGAAGAAUGAAAAUUUAUUUGGAUCAGUUGGGGAUGACCAUAGAUUGAUGAUUUGGGAUUUGCGGUCCUCAACGUCCGGUAAACCACAAGAGUCUGUUGUAGCACAUGCCAAAGAGGUGAAUUCGUUAUCAUUCAAUCCAUUCAAUGAGUGGAUAUUGGCUACUGCAUCUUCAGAUAUGACUGUUAAUCUAUUCGACUUGCGAAAGCUAACGUCACCAUUGCAUAGUUUCUCCGGCCACACUGAGGAGGUAUUCCAGGUCGAAUGGAGCCCUAAGCAUGAAACAGUCUUGGCGACUUCUGCUGCUGACAGGAGAUUGAUGAUUUGGGACCUUAGCAGGAUCGGUGAUGAGCAAUCAGAGGAAGAUGCAGAGGAUGGGCCACCUGAGCUUCUUUUCUCUCAUGGAGGUCACACGGCCAAGAUCUCAGACUUCUCGUGGAAUCAAAAUGAGCCGUGGGUUAUUUCGAGCGUGGCAGAGGACAACAUACUUCAGGUCUGGCAGAUGGCAGAGAGCAUUUAUCAGUAAUAACGAUCAAUCCUCCUGUCAUAUUGGUGCAUUUAUUAGCGACAGUGAUUGAUCAUCUUCCUCCAGCAUUUCUUAGCGCCUAGCCCCAAAUAGAGUGUUUUUCUUUUUCAUCUGUGCUUUUAUAAUAGAUCACUAGUUGUAGUGGUGGUAGCCGAGAUCUUUCCCAGACCCCAGCUUGGGAUAAUUUACCAUGACCGCUUGGGUAUGUAUCAACGACUGUGUAUGAACUUUAUUAGUAUACUUGUCCUGUCUUCCCCACCACAUUUUACUAUCUGUGCUUACUAGAUUUAUCAUCUAUGGGAUAACGGAGUUUUAUAGCUGAAA
Messenger RNA from Papaver somniferum (opium poppy), 1719 nucleotides. Its product is annotated as WD-40 repeat-containing protein MSI3-like. Gene Ontology annotation, cellular component: nucleus. Bases 199 to 1395 code for a protein of 398 amino acids. Gene Ontology annotation, molecular function: histone binding. Gene Ontology annotation, biological process: regulation of gene expression. Lineage: Eukaryota; Viridiplantae; Streptophyta; Magnoliopsida; Ranunculales; Papaveraceae. The transcript is spliced from 6 exons. The record is from RefSeq and is a predicted model, not a curated record.